UUUGAGAUGCCGGGCUGCACCUUCAUGUUGAAACAUCAGUGCAUAGGACAAACGCAAAAAAAGAAGCAAAUAUGUCUCCGGUAGACAUGAAUGGAUACUGGAAAAUGACAAGUAAUGAAAACUUUGAUGAAUACAUGGAAGCACUAGAUGUGAAUGUUGUCAUCAGAAAAAUUGCCAGCUAUCUCAUCUUUGAUAAGGAGGUUGUUCAGAAUGGUGAUCAUUUUAAUAUCAAGACUCUCACCACCUUUAGGAACUACCAUAUGGAGUUUGAUGUUGGAAAGGAGUUUGAGGAGGAUUUGGUUGGUGUAGAUGAUAGGAAAUGUAUGACCACAGUAAACUGGGAGGGAGACAAACUGGUGUGUGUACAGAAAGGAGAAAAAGAGGGAAGGGGCUGGACUCAGUGGGUGAAAGGGGAUGAGUUACAUGUGGAAAUGCGAGUCUGUGGAGUGGUGUGUAAACAGGUUUUUAAGAAACAAGUUCGCGACUGAUGUGCCUUGAACAACUACUCAACUGUGGAAAAAAAAGUGAACUUUUCUGCCUACUAAUAACAGUAAUUGCUGUAUUAAAUAGCUAUUUUUAAGUAAAGCUAUUGUAUCUCUUUCAUUGUAAACAAUGUUUGGUGAAAGAAAAGAAAAUGUGAACACAAAAAUAUGAA
Molecule: messenger RNA, 655 nt
Organism: Carassius gibelio (silver crucian carp)
Lineage: Eukaryota; Metazoa; Chordata; Actinopteri; Cypriniformes; Cyprinidae
Product: retinol-binding protein 1-like
Exons: 4
Coding region: 72-488 (138 amino acids)
Biological process (GO): fatty acid transport
Cellular component (GO): nucleus; cytosol
Molecular function (GO): fatty acid binding
Source: RefSeq, a predicted model, not a curated record